Messenger RNA from Plasmopara halstedii, 879 nucleotides. RefSeq names its product cmgc mapk protein kinase. The transcript has a single exon. Gene Ontology annotation, biological process: intracellular signal transduction; protein phosphorylation. The coding region runs from base 1 to 879 and encodes 292 amino acids. The record is from RefSeq and is a predicted model, not a curated record. Lineage: Eukaryota; Oomycota; Peronosporomycetes; Peronosporales; Peronosporaceae. Gene Ontology annotation, molecular function: MAP kinase activity; ATP binding. Gene Ontology annotation, cellular component: nucleus; cytoplasm.
AUGAGUGAAAUUGGUACUCAUCCAUGUUUGAUGGGUUUUCACGAACUACAGCGACCUUUAAACUUUGAAUUGUUUGAGGAUUUGUACAUUAUUCAGCCUUUAAUGGAGACAGACUUGUGUCGAAUAAUUCAUUCGAAAGAAAUCGUAAAUGACGAUCAAAUUCAGUAUUUCCUCUAUCAAAUGCUUUGUGGGAUUCACUAUUUACAUUCUGCGGAUGUUUUGCACCGUGAUAUUAAACCAAGUAAUGUUCUUGUGAAUUCUGAUUGUCGAAUUAAAAUUUGUGACUUUGGAUUAGCACGACAUGCAAAUGAUCGAGAUCUAGCAGAAGGACUUUCGGAAUAUGUUGUGACAAGAUGGUAUCGUGCUCCAGAGCUUUUAUUAGCAAACGCUUAUACAAAAGCUAUUGAUAUGUGGUCUAUUGGCUGUAUCUUUGCUGAGCUUUUGGGUCGUCGGAUCAUGUUUCCUGGAACGUCUUAUGUUGAUCAAUUAAAAGUUAUUGUUGAGAUUGUUGGGACACCAACAACUUUCAGCUUUUGUGAUAAUCCUAUAGCUCGUCGAUAUGCUGGACGACAAUUUUUAAUUCAAAACCCACAUGUACCGAAAAUUGAUUGGACAAAGAUCUUUCCAGAAGCUAAUCCGGAAGGUCUUGAUUUGCUUGAUCGACUACUACAAUUUGAUCCUUCUAAACGAAUUACAGCAGCUGAAGCUUUAGAACAUCCGUAUGUAAGUCAGUGGCGGGAUUCGCAACUUGAACAGCCAUGUCAUGCGGAUAUUGCGACGAAAUUGACACAGUUUGAUUAUGCACAGAUGUCAUAUGAUCCACAAACACUUAAAGAAUUGUUGUAUCAGGAAGUCAUGAAGGCUCAACAUCAUGAUUAA